Messenger RNA from Prosopis cineraria, 1049 nucleotides. RefSeq names its product 54S ribosomal protein L37, mitochondrial-like. The transcript has 3 exons. Gene Ontology annotation, cellular component: mitochondrial large ribosomal subunit. The record is from RefSeq and is a predicted model, not a curated record. Bases 490 to 897 code for a protein of 135 amino acids. Gene Ontology annotation, molecular function: structural constituent of ribosome. NCBI's taxonomy places the organism in Eukaryota, Viridiplantae, Streptophyta, Magnoliopsida, Fabales, Fabaceae.
GCCCUAGGGCAUGUCAGCAUCUUCCUGUCCUCUGUUUCUCAAUCUCGCACUCGAUCUCUUCGGCCGUGAUUGAUGAAGUGGCAGAGUGAAGAAAACGGAUCCUAAAGUCCUCCAAUUGUUCGUGAAUCUUUUGGCCUCUUCAUGCUCAACAGUUGACUACUCAUGAAUCUCUUCAGCCUCUUCGUGCUCGACAGCUCUUAACUUCACGUUUGACGGCUGCUCGAGUUUCUUGGCCUCUUCAUGCUCGACUGCUCAUGAUUUCAUCCCCUCCUCUGUAAGUGACUGCUACACUUCCAGCCUGCAUCUAGUCUUAGUCAUCUGCCAUCGUCAAUCUUCAUUAACAGAUAUAACCCGACAACGCACACAAUCUCGUACUACUAGUGGCUAGUGAGAAGCGCACCGUUUCUCUUCGUCGACGAACAAGCAUUUCACACUACGCCGUCCACCGUUGUCAUCGCUGCGCGUUCUCGAGCAAGUAGUGAAGAAGAGAUGGAUAGAGUCAUGGCAAUGAACCAUGCCAGGUUUGUAAGUGGCAUCCUUGUUAGCAAGGAGGCUGUUGGAGUUGCUUGCCACCGAACAUUUGCUACAGGUAAGGCAAAGAAAGGAUCUAAAGGGGGCGCCGCAUCUGAUGCACCGAAAGCGUCCACUCUUAGCAAAGAAGUCAAGUCAACUACUGUAGUUGGUGCCAACAUCCUCAAGGACGGAGCGGAUCCAAAGAUACUGCCUGAUUCUGAAUACCCUGAUUGGUUGUGGCACCAGCUUGAUAAACGCCCCGCGCUAAGUGAAUUGAGAAGGAAGAAUAUUGAAACGCUCCAUUAUGCAGAUCUAAAACGCUUCGUUAAGCUGGACAAUCGAGCAAGAAUUAAGGAGAACAACUCUGUCAAGGCCAAGAACUGAUUUUACGAUAGAAAAAACAGAAGAGGGUAAGGGAUGUUAUUUCUUCAAGUACUGUGAAUUUGUCUUCUAAGAAUUUUCAUUAAUGAACUUUCAUUUAUGGAGAUUGUAAUGUGAAAAACAUACGAUGAAGACAUGCUUUAACAAUUUCUGUA